Molecule: messenger RNA, 1473 nt
Organism: Talaromyces rugulosus
Lineage: Eukaryota; Fungi; Ascomycota; Eurotiomycetes; Eurotiales; Trichocomaceae
Exons: 3
Coding region: 1-1473 (490 amino acids)
Molecular function (GO): hydrolase activity, acting on carbon-nitrogen (but not peptide) bonds
Source: RefSeq, a predicted model, not a curated record
AUGUCCAUCCUUCUCCAACACGCCACUAUUAUUGUCCCCGCGACGGGGAGUGAUGAAUUUUCCAUCCUCCGCGAUCACUCCUUGUUGAUUGAGGACAGCAAGAUCUCUCAUAUUGCUGCGCAGAUCGACCCACCAUCUGAAACCACCGAGGUUAUUGACUGCACCGGCAAGAUCGUAUCUCCAGGCUUCGUUGACACUCACCACCAUCUCUGGGGAACACAGUUGAAGGGCCGCCAUGCCAACGACACAAUGCUAGACUUUAUGUUCAAAGGCGUUCUCCAAAGUUCCAACUUCACUGCAAACGAUGUCUUCUGGGGUCAGCUCGGAGGUUGUCUAGAGGCUCUUGAUGCCGGCACAACCACAGUUGUCGACCACGCGCACGCAAUUUACUCUCCAGAGCAUGGAUCUAAUGCACUCUCAGCAACGGUAUCGUCGGGUAUCCGCUCAGUCUUUUGCUACGCACCUGUAUCCCGCGUGACGGGCUGGCAGCCACUCGCCUUUGACUGGGAGAUGCUUCCCGACUGGCUAGUUAACCAGCUUGAAGAACUGGCACGUGCUGGACCCUACGGUGAGGGCCGCGUAAACAUCGGUCUUGGUUUUGAUGCUCUCUAUAUCCCCAAGGAGUCUGUUGUUAGCCUGUUUGAACGGGCGCGUGCCGCCGGUGUCAAGCUCAUUACUAUGCACUACGCUCGAGGACCCAUCUUUGGCCAGUUCUCGGUUGUCGAUACUCUGUCGUCGUACGGACUCCUGGGGCCAGAUCUGCUCUUUGCCAACGCGAUAGGCGCGUCCGCAUCAGACGCCGAGAUCAUGGCCAAAGAGGGUAUUGCAAUCUCAUCUACUCCUGAGAGUGAGUUGCAGAUGGGACUGGGAAAACCAGUGUGGAACCGUGACGACUUGAAGACACUGAGCUCGCUCGGCAGCGACAGCCAGACGGUCAACUCAACCGAUCUCUUAACACAGAUGCGUAUCGCACUGCAGACAGAGCGCGGCCGCAAUAACGAGGCUUUGCUCGACCAGGGCAAGGCGCCCAAGAAGCUGAGCGUCACGGCAGCCGAUGUCUUCCGUCUUGCUACCAUACAGGGCGCGCGCGCCAUCCGGUUGCAGGACCGUAUUGGCUCCCUCGAACAGGGCAAGCAGGCAGACAUUGUCAUCUUCGGCACCCAGAGUCCCGCGAUGACUUGCGCGGCCGAGCACGACCCUAUUGCUGCCAUUGUGCUUCAUGCUUCAGUGCGCGAUAUCGAGACCGUAAUCGUCGAUGGACACAUCCGCAAGCGCGACGGCCGUCUGACUGCGCUAGCUGUCGAUGAGGCCAUUGCCGGUAUUGGGAAGAGCAACGUCGAAUGGAAGGAUGUCGCCGCCCAAUUGCUGCGUACUCGCGAGCGCAUCAAUGCCGGGACCGAAAAGAUCGAUUACGAGGCAGCUGCCCAAGCUUUUAUGGCCAUCACCGGUAUUGACAGCAACAAUCUUGUGUGA